AUGAGAAAGGAAAUCUUCUUUAUUAUUGUGCUUCUCAGCAUUACUUUACAAGGUGUUGCUGCCCAGGCUAGACCUAAAACAUGGACUGAAGGACUCGGGGAAUCUUUUUCUUCUGUGUUCGAUAACUUCAACUAUGAAUAUUUCAUCAACAAGAGAAACCUCACUUCUGAUAACUAUGAUGAGAAGAGAGCAGCUCUGAUUAAGGAAGCUAAUGAGGACUACUUCACUUUUGAUGUACCCGAGCUGACUGAGAAGGAACAGAGAGCCAAUGAUAUCAUCCAAGAUCUGAGAGAACAGGUUGUGCAAGGCGACCAUUCUCCUCUGCUUCUUCCUUAUUAUGAAGGAAAGAAGCAGAUAUCUGGGAGUAAUUUACACCAAGCGAUUCGCAAGAUGCCCAAGGGAGCACAUCUCCACCUGCACCCAUCUGCUGCAUAUCCACUUGAUUUGAUGAUUCAACUUACUUAUAAGGAUGAUGCUUACUAUAACAUCAAAGAAAACAGACUGUCAACUUUCCCAAAUAAGGCUGCAGUGGAACCUGGAUUCCACAAAUGCAACUUCCUGAGGAAGAACUGGAAAUUUGGAGGUACUUUUGAUAGCUUCCUCAGAAACAAGAUUUUGCUAACUGAAGAUGAAAUGAAAUCCCAGGAAAGUAGCGAAGUCUGGAAGGGCUUUCAGGCUAAAUUCGGUGUCAUAGGAGACCUCUUCCAAACACCUGAAAAUAUCAGAGCUGGGCUCAUGGAGAUUUGCAAGAGAGCUCUUAAUGACGGAGUUUAUAUUGUAGAAUUUAGGAAAAGUCUUAGCGGCAAUUUUACUAAAAAAUUAGAGAAUUACCAAUACGUCCAAAGAGAAAUGAAGAAGAUAGAUCCUGCCUUUGAGAUCGCUCUUAUUGUUGCUGUUGGUAAGAACAAAGAAGCCAAGAUCAAGAGCCAGCUUGCAGUUUAUAACCAUGUUAGAAAGACUUAUCCUUUCGUUACAGGAUUUGACUUAGUUGGUGAAGAGGAUGCUCUCCCUUCAAUUUAUUCCUUCAAAGAUCUUAUCUUGGAUGCGAUGAACCAAGACGACGAUGAAGAUGAACCAACUGAAAAUGACUUCAAUCUCUUCUUCCAUGCUGGAGAAACUACAGACAGGUAUAACGAAAACCUCUAUGAUGCCAUCUUGCUUGGCACCAAAAGAAUUGGACAUGGGUUCGGUAUUUUGCUCCAUCCAGGACUCAUUGAUAAAGUCAUUGAAGAAGAUAUCGGUAUUGAGAUUUGUCCUAUCAGCAAUCUUGUGCUUGCAUACACACUUGAUAUGAGAUGGCACCCAAUCAGAACCUUGAUGAACAGAGGUGUCUCUGUAGCAAUCAGUUCAGAUGAUCCUACAUUCUUUGACUAUGACAACUUGUCAUUAGAUUUCACUUAUGGAAUCAUUGCUUGGCAGCUAGACUUAAAGGAUCUGAAGCAACUGGCACUAAACUCGAUCAAGGAGAGUUCAAUUCACGAAGAUUUGAAGACUAAGGUGUAUGCUAAGUUCUACAAGGAAUGGGAAAAUUUCAUAGAUACUAUUAACGUAAGUGCUUAAAACCAGCCAUUUCAAUAUAAA
Molecule: messenger RNA, 1581 nt
Organism: Moneuplotes crassus
Lineage: Eukaryota; Ciliophora; Spirotrichea; Euplotida; Euplotidae
Source: the annotation of a GenBank genome assembly